This is a messenger RNA of Hibiscus syriacus, 438 nucleotides long. Its product is annotated as glycine dehydrogenase (decarboxylating), mitochondrial-like. The transcript has a single exon. The record is from RefSeq and is a predicted model, not a curated record. NCBI's taxonomy places the organism in Eukaryota, Viridiplantae, Streptophyta, Magnoliopsida, Malvales, Malvaceae. Bases 34 to 402 code for a protein of 122 amino acids.
AAGAAAAAGUAAAAAAAGAAAAACUCUUGUUUCAUGGAGCGUGCGAGGAAGGUGGCUAACAGGGCAAUCCUGAAACGCUUGGUUAAUGAAUCCAAGCAAUCACGCAAUGGUGAAAUAAACAGUAGAUCACCAGUUUCGUACACUCCUUCAAGGUAUGUGUCUUCACUGUCACCAUUUGGUUCUAAGAAUUAUAGCCGAACAGAUUUAUUAGGUGGUAGAAAUGUGUCGAACCAUGUUGGUUUCGGUGCUGGGUCACAAAUUCGAUCCAUUUCUGUUGAGGCGUUGAAAUCAAGUGAUACUUUUCCCCGCCGUCAUAACUCUGCUACCCCCGAGGAGCAGACCAAGAUGGCCGAGUCAUGUGGAUUUAAUAGCCUUGAUGCUCUCAUCGAUGCAACUGCCUAAGGCUAUACGCCUUGAUUCCAUGAAGUUUUCCAAGUU